AUGUUGGACCCCAUCGUGUACAAGAACAACAACCUUCUCCAGCGUCAACGUCUCUUGCAGGCUGACCCUCGCCCUGUGUACCAGCGUAUGCCCCGCUCAGGCCUCUACAUGGGUAUUUUCCAGUUUGUGUUCUGGACUGGCCUGCUUGGAACAAGCAUCGGUUUCUACAACAUGGCUAUGGGCAACAAGCGCCAGUAA
This is a messenger RNA of Malassezia restricta, 198 nucleotides long. RefSeq lists its product as uncharacterized. The transcript has 3 exons. The record is from RefSeq and is a predicted model, not a curated record. The coding region runs from base 1 to 198 and encodes 65 amino acids. Lineage: Eukaryota; Fungi; Basidiomycota; Malasseziomycetes; Malasseziales; Malasseziaceae.